Molecule: messenger RNA, 592 nt
Organism: Bradysia coprophila
Lineage: Eukaryota; Metazoa; Arthropoda; Insecta; Diptera; Sciaridae
Source: RefSeq, a predicted model, not a curated record
UUAUUUUGUUACACAGAAAUGCGUUUCAUUUCGCUAUCAAACCAUGAUUACCGCACCUCCCGGUGAACAUAAAGUGUUUCGAAUAAAAAUAUGUGGAAAUUAGUGGUUGUUUUUGUCGCUCUUGUCGCAAUUGUUAGUGGGUAUCCCUAUCCCAAAUUAUAUCAACAUGUCCGUGCCGAUAAUCCUUCACAUCGAGGAAAUCAAUACUAUGAGAAGCCUCCAGUGGAACGCAGGCGAAGCAGUUUUGGUGGUUCGUCGUUUCAUGGUGGCGCAGCAACUGUGGAACUGAAUCCGAUGCACCAGCCACGUAUACAAAAUUAUAGUGUUCGCGUUGGGCAGGGUUUGGGCGCACAUAGGGGUGAAUAUUUUGAUAAAAAGGCUCCAUAUCCUACACAAAAGUAUCGCUAUUAUGAAAAUUAAUUUUGUGGAUUAAUUAUUCUGAUGACUAUAAGGAGUUAUACAAACGUGAUAUAUAAUUAUAAUUAUUGUAAAAGUAGUUUGAUAAUAAAAAGUUUUGUUUAUUACUGAAAAAGAAAAAAAAUUAAGUGAUUUCAAUACACUGUCAAUGUGAAAAGGUUGACAAUGACAAGCA